UCAGUGAAUCGUUCGAUCGAACUUAUUCCGAACGAGUCGACACAACGCUAACAGAAAGCCUGUUGCGCAGAAAAUGGGGAAACGAACACAAUUAAUUAGCAAUCAACGGCAGUAAAUAAACUGCAUUACGCGAGGAAAACAAAAGCAUUCGAAACGUUAAAUCCAAACAAACUAAAUAAACAUUCGACUAACGACAACGCAGCCUAGCCACAGCCGCCGCAGUAACAGCAGCAACAGCAGCAACAGAAACAGAAGCAGAUCAGCAAAACAACAAGCAAGUCGCGCACGGCUCAAUGAAAAGAAACGAAGAAAAACAGUUUAUUUUUGUGUUUAGCUGCCUGCCAUACCCCGCCAGCGUUUGUCGCGUGUGCCAACGUGAUUGUGUGCGUGCGUGCGUGUGUGUGUGUGUGUAUGAAAAUAUUUAAAAACAAAAUCUUCCGCGCAGACGGUCAACGCACAGGGCAGGGGCAGCGGCAGGGGCAGGGCGCAGGGGUCGCAGACAGUGCACAGAGAGACAAUCAAAAAAGCAGCGACAGCAGCAGACAUAUAAACAACAUCAGCAGCAGCCAGCAGCAGCGGCGGCGGCAGCGACGUCGACGUCGUGCUCGGUGACGCGUCGCGAGGUGCUCGAGGUCAGUUCAGCACAUUUCGCGCACGGCCGUUUAAUACAUCUCCACCCCAACUCACCUCAACCCCCGUACCCAACCCCACCAGAACGGCCCGAACGGCCACCCGCAAACGCACGCGCGGCGACGUUUCAAAUUCUCAGUCGACGACAAAAAAACAGCAUCGGUAAACACCGAAAAACGAAAUAAGUUAACGAGAGACUCACGCGCAACUCUUUUAUUGUUUAACUGAUAACCUGUGCGCAGCUGAUAAAUAUCAAGUGAAAAGUGGAAACAAAUUAUUGCAAUUGCCCAAGCGCCAAGUGCGAAUGCGAAUGCGCCCUCAAUUUGUAUGCCAUCAGCAGCAGCACACACAUUCACAUUCACAUUCGGCACACAACACGCACGCAUCCACACAUACACACACCCGUUCGCAUUCCCCCCAACAGACGACCACUGACGUCAGUCGGCUGGAUCGUUAUCGUUAUCCGAAAAUGGUGAUACCGGGGCCGGAGCCCAUCACGGGCGCCAUUGCCACAGCCGGAUUUAACCGUACACCGUUAACGGAGCUGAGCGGCGAGACGCGCCGCCAGCUGGCAUGCAUGCUGAAUCGCAAGAAGGUGCUGCGCUCCGAGGAGGGCUACGAGCGGGACUGGCGCGGCAUUGCGUCGCUGUCGGGCCAGCGUGGCUAUGUGGAUGAGUUCGCGAAUAUGCCCAUGGAUCUGGUGCUGAACAGCUGGAUCAAGCAUAAUCCACAGACAGCCGAGGUGGGGCAUCUGGAACAGUUUCUGGGCAUCAUCGAUCGCUGGGAUGUGCGCGACGAUAUACAGGAGAAUCUGACCAAGGACACAAAUCGCUACAAUGUGAAGCAACAGCAGCUCGAGCAAUUGGCCAUAUCCGCGCGCGACAGUCCCACGCCCACGGUCAAGUGCCUGGAGCGGAACAACAACAAUAGCCUGGCCCGCGAUGUCAACCUGCUCAGCAUUGACGACGAGAAGUGCCUGCAGAAUGGACAGCCGCUGCCCAAAUACAAUGCCUGUGUGCUGUACGCCGAGGCGGACAUUGAACAUGCGACAGACAUCAUGAAUAAUCUAGAGUCUCCGCCCUAUAAUCUCAAGCUGUUCUUGAGGCAUCGGGACCUGCUGCUGGGCGUGCCGUUCGAGCAUGUCGAGCUGUCACAGUUCAUGGCGACGCGCUGCAAUCAUUUGAUCGUCGUUCUCACGGAUGAGUUUCUCAAGAGUCGCGAGAACACGUAUCUGGUCAACUUUACGCAAAAGCUGCAAAUCGAGAACAACACGCGCAAGAUAAUACCCAUAUUGUACAAGCACAACAUGAUUAUACCGCAGACGCUGGCCAUAUAUACGCACGUCAACUACACGGACACCUCCAGCCUGUUCAAUUUCUGGGACAAGCUGGCCCGUUCGCUGCAGGAUGUGGACACUGCGUCCAUAUACAGCGCCAGCCAGCAGCUCUACACCCCCACAGCACCGGAAGCGAGUGCUUCACAGCCGGAAACGCCGCGCAUACUUAUCAACGAUGCGGACGUCACGGAUCUAUCCGAUUGGAAUCUAAGCGAGACAAAGCUCAAGUCGAUGUCGGGCAACACGACGGCGCCGUUGCCCGAACUGAAAGUCAAGCGCAAGGAUAAGCUGCUGCAGAAACUGACGCUCAAUUUUAGUACCUCGCCGCGCAACGGCAGCGCCGGCAAACCGCUCCGACAUGCGCAUUCGGUUAGCGCCAUCAACAUGCAGGAGCAGCAGAGCACGCUCAACGCCAGCAACUCCAAUCUAUCAACAUAUUCGGAGAACAAGAAGAGAUCCAACAAGUGGAGCUCCAAGCUGCUGAAGAAGUUUACGCGCAGCACCACCAAACUGCAAACGCCGUGCUGAUUGGCAGGCAGCAAAAAAGUAGCAGGCAGCUUCGCUGGCAACACACGUGGCAUGCUGCCUGUGUGAAUGUGAAUUUCCUUAAAUUGCGACCAGUUUAAUUGGCAUGCAACAACAACAGUGUCAAUCCAUCAACCAGUCACCGAGUCACCAGAUAGCGACACCAACCACCCUCCAUUUAAUAGUGAUUUUUCGUUUGUAAUCUUUAGCCUAAACCUAAAAAAAAAAAAGAAACGCCAACUAACUUAAAUGUAUUUAGACGCACUUGUUAAUCUAUGUAAGUCAACAACGAAUAAAGACAAUAUAUAUAUAUAUACAUAAACGCACACAAA
This is a messenger RNA of Drosophila montana, 2823 nucleotides long. It is a transcript of the gene Myd88, whose product is annotated as Myd88. The record is from RefSeq and is a predicted model, not a curated record. Gene Ontology annotation, molecular function: TIR domain binding; Toll-like receptor binding. Gene Ontology annotation, cellular component: plasma membrane. Lineage: Eukaryota; Metazoa; Arthropoda; Insecta; Diptera; Drosophilidae. The transcript has 5 exons. Gene Ontology annotation, biological process: Toll signaling pathway; toll-like receptor 4 signaling pathway; defense response to Gram-positive bacterium. The coding region runs from base 935 to 2494 and encodes 519 amino acids.